Messenger RNA from Nerophis lumbriciformis (worm pipefish), 3483 nucleotides. Lineage: Eukaryota; Metazoa; Chordata; Actinopteri; Syngnathiformes; Syngnathidae. The record is from RefSeq and is a predicted model, not a curated record.
AUGCCGGUGAGAAGAGGACACGUCGCUCCACAAAACACAUUUCUUGGGAUAAUUAUCCGGAAAUUCGAGGGUCAGAACCGUAAAUUUGUGAUAGCCAACGCGAGGGUGGAAAACUGUGCAAUCAUAUACUGCAACGACGGCUUUUGUGAAAUGACGGGCUUCUCCAGGCCGGACAUCAUGCAAAAGCCCUGCACCUGCGAGUUCCUCCAUGGCGACCACACGGAUCAGGAGGCCAUCGGCCAGGUGUCCCUGGCUCUGCAGGGCUCCGAAGAGCGCAAGGUGGAGAUCACGUACUACCGCAAGGACGGGUCAGACUUCCAGUGUAACAUUCAUAUCAUCCCGGUGAAGAAUGAGGAAGGUGUGGUGAUGAUGUUCAUCCUGAAUUUUGAUUACGUUUUGGAUGAUGGGAGCGACAACUCCACAGAGAAGAUAAGCCCCGCAUCGCCUACAAAGUCUGAUCAAAGGGGUCGAUUUUUCCGCUUCCGCCAGGCUGCCUUGAGCCUCAUGAAUACCAACAAGCAAUCUCUUCCACAAGAGGACCCAGAUGCUGUGAUGGUGGACCCACCUAAAGACAAUGAGGACUCAGUAGCUCUGCAAAGUUUCCCCUCACCCACAAAAAGCAUCUGUAGUCCCAUCGAGGCCAAUGACACCCACGCCCUCAUCAGCUCAAGCCACCACUCCUCGCAAACCAGCAUGGCUGCAGAGCCACUUGACCAUUCAUCUCCUAAACUCCUGUGGGAUAAGCUGUACCAGACGGAUGUGCACCAGUCCUCGAGCUCCCUGUCCAAUACCUUCCCAAGAGGAAGCGUGACGAGCAUAAGACGGGCGUCGUCUGUCCAUGAGAUUGAGGGUUACAGUUCCAGUUCCAAAAGCAUAUUCAGGGAUCGUCAUACAAAUGAAGGCCCAUUUAAUCACGUUAAGUCCAGCCUUCUGGGCUCCACGUCAGAUUCCAACAUCAACAAGUACAGCACCAUCAACAAGAUCCCACUCAUUGCGCUCACCUUCUCGGAAGGGAACGACAAGAAGACUCACUCCCCUCCAACAUCAGAAAAAACCAUCAUCGCACCUAAGGUCAAAGACAGAACACAUAACGUCACAGAAAAAGUGACACAGGUGUUGUCACUCGGAGCCGACGUUCUGCCAGAGUACAAGCUUCAGACGAACCGCAUCGACAAGUUCACCAUUCUGCAUUACAGCCCAUUCAAAGCAGUGUGGGACUGGCUAAUCUUACUGCUGGUCAUCUAUACGGCCAUCCUCACGCCUUACUCUGCCGCCUUUCUUCUCAACGACCAAGAGGAACAGAGGAGGCGUGAAUGCGGAUACUCCUGCAGCCCUCUUAAUGUAGUGGACCUCAUCGUUGACAUCAUGUUCAUCAUCGACAUUCUCAUCAACUUCAGGACCACGUAUGUGAACCAGAACGAGGAGGUGGUCAGCCAUGCGGCCAAGAUAGCGAUCCAUUACUUUAAAGGCUGGUUCCUAAUAGACAUGGUGGCGGCCAUUCCCUUUGACCUGCUUAUCUUCGGCUCAGGAUCGGAUGAGACAACCACUCUAAUUGGUCUGCUGAAGACAGCAAGGCUUCUUCGCCUGGUACGAGUAGCCAGGAAGCUCGACCGCUACUCUGAGUAUGGAGCUGCCGUAUUGAUGCUGUUAAUGUGCAUCUUUGCCCUCAUCGCCCACUGGCUUGCUUGUAUAUGGUACGCCAUCGGCAAUGUGGAAAAGCCUUACUUGGAGCAUAAAAUUGGCUGGCUGGACAAUCUCGGAGUGUCCAUAGGAAAGAAAUACAACUACAGCGAUCCCAGCUCUGGUCCCUCCAUCAAGGACAAGUAUGUCACUGCGCUUUACUUCACCUUCAGCAGUCUAACCAGUGUGGGAUUUGGCAAUGUUUCUCCAAACACAAACUCGGAGAAGAUCUUUUCUAUUUGUGUCAUGCUGAUCGGCUCACUCAUGUACGCCAGCAUCUUUGGAAACGUCUCAGCCAUCAUCCAAAGGUUGUACUCUGGUACGGCACGCUACCACGCGCAAAUGUUACGGGUCAAAGAGUUCAUCCGUUUUCAUCAGAUACCCAAUCCACUCAGGCAGAGGCUGGAGGAGUACUUCCAGCACUCCUGGGCCUACACCAACGGGAUUGACAUGAACACGGUGCUCAAAGGUUUUCCAGAGUGCCUGCAGGCAGAUAUCUGUCUUCACCUAAACAAUAAUCUUCUUCACAACUGCAAAGUGUUCCAAGGAGCCACCAAAGGCUGCCUGAGGGCCUUGGCAAUGCACUUCAAGACCACUCAUGCCCCUCCUGGAGACACUCUGGUCCACAGCGGCGACGUACUCACUGCCCUCUACUUCCUAUCCCGGGGGUCUAUUGAAAUCCUGAAAGAUGACAUUGUGGUUGCUAUCCUGGGUAAAAAUGACAUAUUUGGUGAAAUGAUCCAUCUGUUUGCCAAACCUGGAAAGUCCAAUGCUGACGUGCGGGCCUUGAGUUACUGUGACCUGAGCACCAUCCAGCGUGAGGAUCUUUUGGAGGUGUUGGACAUGUAUCCAGAGUUCGCCGACUACUUCUUUGCCAACCUGGAGCUGACCUUCAAUCUCAGAGAUGAGUCUGUGAAGCCUCCCAGUCCUGAGGGCUGUGACUCUGAUGGUGAAGGUACCAGGAGUAUUAAAAGAAGGAUUUCUUUCACACCAGAGCCACCUAAACUGGAAAACAAUGAAGUCAGUACAGAACUGGAAAGGGAGAGAGAGUCAAACCUGUGCCUAAAGAGAUGUUCCGAAGUCCGGGGUCCCUCGACACCUAGCAGCCCUGUUCUUGACUCUAAUCUUCUCGGACACAACGAGGUCACAGACGGCUUGAGGAGAAGUCCAUCUUUUCAAGAUCUGUGCUGUGAUAAAUGGGUGUGCAAGAAGCCUCGAGACUACCUGGAUGAGUCAGCACAGUUCCACGAGCUGAGAGGGGAAGAUAAUUCGGCCAGCGAACUUACCUACGGAGAGGUGGAACAGCGCUUAAAUCAGCUCCAAGAGCAUUUAAACAGGUUGGAGUCUCAGCUAAUGUCCGACAUUCAGACCAUCCUACAGCUGCUGCAGAGACAGCCCACGUUGGGCCCUCCAGCUUACAGCACUGUGACUGCCAGUCCAGACUAUCAUGGACCUGCUGUGAAGAUUCAGCCCGCUGCAUUGACGACGGGCCAUUUUUUCAGCCAUACUCAAAGUCAAGGUCCAAACCACAAAGUAAAGAGGGCCUUCCGGGAAUCAAAAGACUCUGUGCCGAGAUUGGCCAGCCUGACGGUGCCGGUCGAGGAUAACCUUUCAACAUUGCUUUUAAAAAGACAAAGAGAAUCACAACAACAGCAGCAGCAACAACAAGAGAUUACAAGGGAUCAACAAUCAACACUGAUCCUUAUUCCAACAUCCUCUUCCUCUUCACCUCCUUCGGAUUGCAUCCUUAAUGCCAGUGGACUCCACAGACCUGACUCGGACCAGGAGUUACCGAGGCCAUAA